Molecule: messenger RNA, 907 nt
Organism: Neurospora tetrasperma FGSC 2508
Lineage: Eukaryota; Fungi; Ascomycota; Sordariomycetes; Sordariales; Sordariaceae
Exons: 3
Coding region: 56-649 (197 amino acids)
Biological process (GO): copper ion transmembrane transport
Cellular component (GO): membrane
Molecular function (GO): copper ion transmembrane transporter activity
Source: RefSeq, a predicted model, not a curated record
UUUAUCUCUCCUAUAACCGAAGCAACAAACAUCUCAAGGAGCAGCAAAACGAACCAUGGAUCACUCCGGCCACGACCACAGCACCCACAUGGACCACUCCGGCCACGGCGACAUGCACUCGGGUCAUCCUGGGAUGGGCGAAGGAGCGCCGAGGUGUAGCAUGAACAUGCUCUUCACCUGGAAUACGGAGAACCUCUGCAUCGUCUUCCGCCAAUGGCACAUCCAGUCGACCUUCAGUCUUGUAGUCUCCCUUCUCGCCAUUGUCGCGUUGGCGGCCGGAUACGAGGCACUUCGCGAGGGCAUUAGACAGUAUGAGGCAUGGACUAAUAAGAGGGUGGAGACUACGCCUCACCCUCGAGAACAGUAUCGCGAUGAUGAUGACGUUGAACCACAACUUGAAGAUGAAGAACGUCUUGCUGAGACUACCAUGCCGUGGUUACUAGGGCAAAAUGUGGCUGCAGUCACCAAGCGGGCCCACGCCAUCAAGUCGGUCUUGUAUGGGAUCCAGAACUUUUAUGCGUUCAUGAUCAUGCUCAUCUUCAUGACGUACAACGGCUGGGUCAUGCUGGCUUGCUCUUUGGGAGCUGCGUUGGGAUACUUCGUUUUUGGGUCCCGUACUACUGCUACCAAGGAAACUGCUUGCCAUUAGGAGGUGUCAUUGACGUGCUCAUGAGUGCACAAUUCUCAAACGUGAGGAGAAAAUCAUAUGGCUUGAGCGGCGAGGUGUUAUGGCCACUUUGCAUAGCGGCUGGUGAGAAGAGCGGCUAGAAGGGUCCGAAAAGUGCCAUCAGAGUGUUCCUAGAUGUAAUCGGCGGUUAAUACGAUGGGACGUAUGGGGUAUGUAUGUAUAUCCCCAUGAGAUAGGAUCUAGUUGACAGUUUUUUACCGUAUUAUAUAUAAUAACUGA